AUGUUUGGCCGUUCUUCUUCUACAGGUCCUCCAGUAGGACCAAGCACAGGAGGAGGAUUAUUUGGGAAUACGGGCAACCAGCAAAGCACUAGCGGUGGUCUUUUUGGUAAUAACAAUGCCACAUCAGGUAACACUGGAGGAGGGUUAUUUGGAAACAAUAACAAUACAGCGACACAGACUGGCGGAGGAUUAUUUGGCAGUAAUCCAGCAGGCACCAACAACAAUACGAACCAAACCGCAGGAGGACUUUUCGGAAGUUCUAAUAAUACAGCCACUGGCUCCACAGGUGGCCUAUUUGGUAACUCAGGAGCCGGGUCUGGCGGAGGCUUAUUCGGGAAUAAGUCAGCACAACCACAGACCACUGGUUUUGGAAGCUCUGGAACUGGAGGAGGAUUAUUUGGAUCCAAACCAGCACAACCACAGACUACCGGUUUCGGAGGCUCUGCAACUGGUGGAGGAUUGUUUGGAUCCAAACCAACUACCGGAGGCCCAUUCGGAAAUCAACAACAGCAAUCCCAACAAUCUGGUUUAGGAAUGUUUGGACAAACACAAAAUCAAUUUCAACAGCCACCACAACAACAGAUACAACAGACUCAACAGAGUGCCAUUAAUUUCAUUAACCAAUUAGCUAUCACGCCGAUGACCAAGAUAUCGGAGCUUCCGAUUCAAAUUCGUCAAGAAAUCGAACAAUUGGACCAAUUCAUUAGAACGCAAGUGUCUUUAUCCAAACAUCUUGAAGCUGAUCUACAAGAUCAAACUGAACUAUUGGAUUCAAUCCCUCGUGACAUCAAGUAUCUACAAAAAUUGCAUUUCAACGCAACAAGAUCACUAUCAUCAGAUUUGAAACGAAUCGAUGCCAUCAAGACACUAGUGGAUAAAGAUGUUAAACAAUUGGAAAAUUUUGCUAUAAUGUUGCAACAACUAGUCAGUAAGGGAUUCAAAAUAUCAAACGUUGAGAUAGAUAAGUUCUUCCAGGAAAAAUUAAUCACAUACAAACACAAAUUAAAUGACUACAACGACACUCUAAGCAAUAUUGACGACGCAGUGUCAGGUCUAGAGAAUGAUCUCUUUGGGAACGAUUCAUCCGAAGAUGAUGAUACCAAGGUCGGUGUUAACAUUAUCGUCAGCGUUCUAAUCGAAGAGUUCAAACUAUUCAUGGAUACAGCUGAAAGAAUAGCAGAACUGCAUCAGAAGUGUAAAGAAAUAAUAGUUAAAUAG
Molecule: messenger RNA, 1218 nt
Organism: Kluyveromyces lactis
Lineage: Eukaryota; Fungi; Ascomycota; Saccharomycetes; Saccharomycetales; Saccharomycetaceae
Gene: NUP49
Product: FG-nucleoporin NUP49
Exons: 1
Coding region: 1-1218 (405 amino acids)
Biological process (GO): nucleocytoplasmic transport
Cellular component (GO): nuclear pore
Molecular function (GO): structural constituent of nuclear pore
Source: RefSeq, a predicted model, not a curated record